Molecule: messenger RNA, 2431 nt
Organism: Poecile atricapillus (Black-capped chickadee)
Lineage: Eukaryota; Metazoa; Chordata; Aves; Passeriformes; Paridae
Gene: COMMD2
Product: COMM domain containing 2
Exons: 5
Coding region: 50-649 (199 amino acids)
Source: RefSeq, a predicted model, not a curated record
GCCGGCAGAGCGCCGCCCCUUCCCGGCCGGUGCUGGCGGAGCCGCGGGGAUGCUGCUGGUGCUGUCGGCGGAGCACCGGGCACAUCUCGGCUGUUUGCCGCGGGCCGGCGGCGCAGCCCUCGGCGAGCUGGGGCGCCUGGCGCUGGAGCAGCUGCGGCGGGGAGCGGCACCGCGGGCCUGCGAGACCGCCGCCAGAAAGCUGAACAUUGGCGUUGACACCAUUCAGCACGGGGUAGAAGGACUAGUGUAUCUUCUUACUGAGAGUUCCAAGCUUAUGAUUUCUGAGGUUGACUUUCAAGAUUCCAUUCAUGUUUUGGGAUUCUCAGAUGAAUUGAACAAAUCUUUGCUCCAGCUGUACCUUGACAACAGGAAAGAGAUCAGGAGCAUUCUUGGAGAGCUGGCACCCAGGCUUCCCAGCUACCACAGUCUGGAGUGGAGACUGGAUGUGCAGCUUGCAAGCAGAAGUUUGAGGCAACAGAUCAAGCCUGCUGUGACUAUGAAGCUACAUCUUAACCAAAAUGAAGAUCAAACUGCCCAGGUGUUGCAAACUGACCCUGCUACCCUUCUCCACCUUAUCCAGCAACUGGAGCAGGCGCUGGGGGAGAUGAAGAUGAACCACUGUAGAAGAAUAGUGCGCAACAUGAAAUAACCUCAAGUCCUCUCUGCUCUCUUACUAAGCAGUUUGUAAAACAACUCAAAACAUUGCUCACAAAUACAUUUUGAGGAAAAAUAAACAUCUGGAUCAGAUGAACUGUUUUCCUGUGCCAGGAUCUUGAGCCAGUAUUUACUGGCCAAAUGUCCUCAGCUGCCAGCUUUGCACAUUUAUAUGUGGUGAUCUUUUUCACAGAACCAUCUUCAUAUAUAGUUCAUGGUAACUAAAUGUGAUCAAAUAUUACUGCUUUUUGAUUUUUGAUUAGUAUUUUUCAUGUAAUUGAUCUCUGUUUUCAGAUGAAACACAGGAUUAGCUCAUACAUAGGUGAGUGGCUUCCCUCAUUCCGUCUCUCCUCAUUACAGCCAUAGUCUGGAACUCAGGGCAGCAAAGUGGGAGUUUUAGAUACAAGUCCUAGGAGCUUCUUCUGUUGUCUCACUAGUGCCUGAUGAAUCUGAACAUAUUUACCUUUUUUUCUCUUAGAAUGUUUUAAAUAAAAAUCCAGCUGCUAUAGAGCUGAUUGGCAUCAUGGUAAGUGCUGGCAGUCUACACAUGGCUCAUAUCCUGAAGCAUGUGCUAACUGAGAGUGUUGAGGGUUUUCCUUGGGGAUUCUGAGUAAAAUGGUCAGUUGAAAGCAGAUGUUGAGAAUGCAGAAUGUCUCUGGAGAGCCUGCAUGUUCCUUUGUGCAGUGUGUUGCAACAGUGAAAAAGGAGAAGCUGCAACACUGAAUGGUUUUGUUUCCUUUUACAAAAAAUUACCUCAGCUAAAGAUGAUCAAAGGUAAGCUUUGAAGCUGGAUGAAACUGAGAGAAACUCAAAUGCUGGCAGUGAUCCACAAACAGACUCAAGGAGAGAGGGAAGGAGAAAGAUCCUUUACACCAAGCAUCUUACUUUUAAAUUGUACCUUUCAGUUUGUUCUGGGGGAAGUACUGAGCCUGGAAAAGCAGCUGUUCAGCAGCAGGAUUUGGGCUUAAUUAUUGGAAAAGAAGAUUUGCCUUUAGGUGAGGUUGGAACUGGUCUACACCUCUGCAAGUUCUCACUUCUCUGUCUUCACAGCGUCCAGGGCAGCUCCUGUGGGCUUAGCACUUUAGCCCCGCUGGUGAUUGUGCCUGCACAGCAACCAGCUCUGGCUGCCAGUGCCUCUGUACAGCAGCUGAGGCUGGGAGUGAAAAGGCACAUGUGUCAAUAACCCAGAGAUACUGGUAAAAUAGGAAUUCAUCCUUGGAUGCACUUUGAUUUUAUUGUAAACUCCCAAAUUAAAAUUGGCAUAUUAAGCUAAAUUUAACACAUCUUCUGUAAUUUGCACUUGCUUUAUAGAAACCCUUGAACAUGACAAGGAGACUACAAAGCAUUUUUCACAAGCUACUAAAAAGUUUGGUUGCUACUUUUAACCCAUUUUAUUUUAAAUAGGGUUUUUAAAAUUUACUGCUGUUCCAUUGUGUUCUUUGUUCUCCAUUGCCAUAUAGUUCAGAGGAACAGAAGUUUUCUGUUCACAGAUGGUCAUGGAGCACCCAGCUGUAGUUACUGCCUGCUUGGAGUCUCCUUGCACAGAGCAAACCCAAAGCAGAGACAGAACCAUGCCAGGCUGUGCUGUGCACUGGUCUAUUGGUUACUCAGAAAGAAUAAGGCUCGCCCAGAGACCCUGAAGUGUUAUUUUAUCACAGACAUCACACAUGCUGCUUCACCUAUAUAGGUUUUGUCAGAAAAAAUGUUAUUUUAUGAAGAGCUUUGACGUAGAGCAGUGAUGGAUCUAGAUUAAAAAUUAUGUGUGGCAUUAUUUCUU